Molecule: messenger RNA, 3985 nt
Organism: Haliotis rufescens (red abalone)
Lineage: Eukaryota; Metazoa; Mollusca; Gastropoda; Lepetellida; Haliotidae
Product: antiviral innate immune response receptor RIG-I-like
Exons: 16
Coding region: 128-3259 (1043 amino acids)
Cellular component (GO): cytoplasm
Molecular function (GO): ATP binding; hydrolase activity; DNA binding
Source: RefSeq, a predicted model, not a curated record
ACGUGGACCUAUAUUGAGAGAAGACGGCCACAGAUACCCAUGACAGCUACAGGAGUGCUUGUAUCCGUAAUGGAGGGUCCUAUACUGAUCAUGUUGUCAGAAGAUUAGGGGGUGAUUCUGUUGUGGAAUGGCGGAAGGAAGCGUGGAUCCGUUGCAUGGCAACAGUGCUGUCGACAUCAAGUUCAUGGUAGAGAAUGUUUAUCGUGAUGCCAUCAUUCGGCAGGUUCGAUGUGGAUCUUUCAUUGCACACAUGUGUUUCCCUCAGAACAAGACAGAGAACAUCAGAGCGAUUUUAUCCAAAGAAAACCACCAUCAACAAAUGAAAGCCACAGAACUCUUUCUGGACUACCUCAAAGAUGGCAAAGAACCAAAGGACUAUCUUCUCUUCGUCCAGCUGCUGGAGGAAAAUGAGUAUGACUCCAUAGCCAAAGUGCUUAGAGGAGAGAGUACUCUUGAUGGAGAAACUCACAAGGAGCAGCUUAGACUUAUCCAGUUCUUCUCCGAGGACAUCAGUAAAGAGAUAGAUUUCAACGUAAUGUUUCCAAAACUCUUGGAGGAUGAUUGGUUGGACGACGAAGACAGUCAAUUGCUCCAAAGCUUGGCUAAAAACACUGGGAAGAUCCCUGCUGCCAGGUGGCUGGUCCUGGUGGUUCUGCCUCGCCGGAAGGAGAACUGGUUCAAGCUGUUCCUCCAGCUGCUAGAGGACCACGGGUACCAGGAGCUGUUUGACUGGAUCCAUGGAGACUCAACUGAAGAAAGUCAAAAUGAGGUCUACAGCGGCGAUAUGUCUGUAGACGAAGUUGAUGGCACAGUUAGAAUGAAUGUAGUCACUGCUUCUGGCGAUGGAUAUAGUGACAGUGGCGUUAAUGACCCGGCCCCAGAAAAUAACCUCAGCAUCCCUGGAUCAGGCGGGAAUAUGAACAUUAACGUAUAUGACAGGUUGAAAAGUGCUUACAGUGAUCCCGAGAGCGUCAACAAGUGGAGGGAGUCUUCAAUGAAAACUCAGCCAGAUCGGCAUGAUAUCCGUGACGACGUGAGCACAGGGACUGGUUCAAGCUGCGAAGACAAUACACUUUUGGAGUUCGAUAUAGAUGAAUUAAGUAUGACUCCCGAAAUGUUGGCUGCACGCGACAAGAUUCAGAGCCUUGAGAACAGACCCUACCAGGAUGAGUUGGUGAGGGCAGCUGCCGGCGGGGACAGCGUUAUCAUCGUAGCACCCACUGGCUGCGGCAAGACGGUGGUGGCCUUGAGAAUAAUGCAGGAACAUCUAACUAAAAUGAAAGGAAAAGGGUUGCCCAGCAAAAUUGCAUUUUUCGCCAAUGAGGUGACCUUAGUAGACCAGCAGCAUGAGUUAUGCCAAGGUCAUCUUGAUUCCAAGUACAAAACUACGAAGAUUGUUGGGGAAACAAAAUACACGAGUGCGGUCACCACCAAGGAGCUGUUAGCGCAAAGUGACCUGCUUGUUAUGACGCCGCAGAUCAUCGUUGAUGCCCUGGAGAACAAGACCCUGGAAUCUCUCUGUGUCUUCAGCCUCAUCAUCUUCGACGAGUGUCAUCACAUCCGUGAGAAACACCCAACAAACAAAAUAAUGAUUCAUUACAUGGGAAUGAAACAGUCCUCUGACACAAAUAUGAAGCUACCACAGGUCGUGGGCCUCACAGCAUCGGUCGGGGUGGGGAAGAUGAAGGAGGGUGAUGGAGCUAAAGGAGCUCUGGCACACAUCAUACAUCUGUGUGCAAACAUGGAUGCCAAGGGAGGGAUCGUUACUGUUCGAGAACAUAAAGACAGUCUUGCAGAGUAUGCGAAUCAUGUGGAGAGUGCGAUUGAAAUGGCAAAGGAAAGGACAUCUGACCAAUUUAAAGACUGCAUAGUUGCGAAAAUCAUGGGACCCAUUGAGGAAAGAAUUAUAGAAGAACACGGCAAAUCGACUGAUAAACUGAAUCACAUCAAGAACAUAGCCAAGGAGGUAAUCCCGUGCCUGGCGAAGGGAACAUGCUGGUACACACAGUGGCUCGGCAAGCUGUACAGUGACAAGUUCCUCAGGAUAAAGGAUCCGACGCUUAGAAGGUUCUUCUUGACGUGUGUAAAACACCUCAGUGUCUAUAACAAAGCACUGACCCUCAACGUGGAUUGCCGUGCACACGAUGCCAUUAACUAUGUUGUGACUCAAAUGAGCACCAUAUAUCCUGCGAGGCAGUUUAGAACAUCCACUGACGAUUGGCUCUUCUCGCUGUAUACUGAUAACCGUGAGAAGCUAAAAGCCGAAUCUGCACCUGAUAGUAACGUGAACCCUAAGCUGAUAGUGCUUAGAUCCCUCAUGGUGGAUCAGAUCAAGAAGAAGAAGGACUCUAGAAUCCUUGUCCUUGUGAAAACGCGUGACCUAGCACGAGCACUAGUGCAAUGGAUGUUGGAAGAUCCUGGAAUGAGAAAGUUGUCUCCCGUUGUUGUCACUGGAUGUGGAGCCACAACGGACCAAGGAGGCAUGACACGCAAUCAGCAGUUGGAGGCUGUGAGGAAUUUCAAGUGGGGCACGAGUCGUAUUGCAGUAGCUACAUCAGUGGCAGAGGAGGGGAUGGAUGUUGCAAAGUGUAGCAGGGUCAUCAGAUACGAGUAUGUGUCAAACGAGAUAGGAAUGAUACAGGCAAGAGGAAGAGCAUCACGUGUUCCAGAUGGAACAUACGUCACACUCACCAGCAAAGACGACGUUGCAAAGAAGGAACAGAGCAACAUGCGUCUGGAAUCGGUCAUGAAUGAAGCAGUGAAUAUUCUACAGAAACAAAUUCAGGAAGAUCCGGUAGCAUUUGGUGAACAAAUUGAAAUGUUCCAGAAAGAGGACAAGGUGUCCAGGGAAACAGAAAGAAUCAAAGAAGCAAAGCAGCCUUUCACUGACGAGGUAUAUAGCCUUCAUUGUUAUAAAUGCGAUGUAUUUGCCUUCUUGUCAAGCGAUAUCAGAGUGGUUGCAAAUUCCCAUCGCCUUGUUAUAACUCCAAAUGUCUGGAAGUUAGUUGACGAACAGACACCUGAAGGAAAGGAUGUAUUUGAUCAUGUGAAGAAAGUUAGUGCUGUUUAUUGUAAACGAUGUAAAGCUAGAUGGGGCAGUGGUGUGAUGUACAAGGAGGCCAAGUUUGUAUGUAUAUCGAUCAACAACUUCAUGACGUACAAUUCCAGCAAAAUAUCCUAUCGCUUUAAAAAAUGGAGAAAAGUCCAUUUCAAGUGUCCCGACUUAACGGAUGAGGAUGUUACGCAAUACAAACCCUAGAUGGGAGGUUAAUUUGGAAGGGUGAUGCAGGAUGAAUUUGUUAUUUCAUCAUGACAGAGUGUUUCAUAAUUGAAAGAAACUUUCUUUUCUAUUUUCAACUUCCUGUCGCAAAAGACCUGGGUACUAGCCUAAAGCUAUGUCAGAUACAUUUUUGUUCCAUUAAAAAGGGCAGAAUUUGCAUUACAUUAUUUCCAAAUAUGCGAUGAACUCGGAACCCGGGGGUUCAUGUGUAGAAAUAUCCGUUGUUCAGGAGUAGUAUAGUACUAAAGUGAUAAUAACUCUCAUAGGACCUCAUCUUUAUUCCAUUUAACACUACAAUGACAAGUUAAAAUGUGUAUAUCAUUGACAAUAGAGUAUGUGAUGACAAUUGACUAUUAGUUGUGUCAGUGGUAUUUUUUAUUAUGGGUUAAUUACAUCUAACCACUGUUCUAUGUUUUUUUACAGUUUUGUUACAUCAUAUGAUUUUAAACAAUAGUUAAGCUAUUUGUAAAGUGUAUACGUAGACGUUUCCAGGCAAACUUUAUCAUGUGUACUUCAUUACAAUGUCUUAAUGAGUGGUUAUUUACAUUUUGUUUGCACUUUAUGUAAUGUAAGUGCUAUUCGGUUGGAAGGAGUGCUUUUAAGUGAUGAUUUCGUGGACUAGAUAUACAUUGUCUUUUAUAGGGUUCGCCCUUGCUUGAACGUUUUUUAUAGAUGGGUUUCAAAUAUAAAUCUUCUUUGAAAAUA